UUUUUCAACGAUUUGAUUGAUUGUCAUUUAAUUGCUUAAAAUGUGAGAACAAUUUGUAAUCAACUGAUUAUUAUUUAAUGUAGACAAUGAUUUACGAUUACAUUUAAGUUUAUUAUUAUUAUUUGUUCGUGUAAAUAAUGAGAGGAUUGAUGAUCCAAUCAAGUAGCCGCCAAGAAAGCUAAAUUAAAAUCUACAUCUGUAAUUCAUCAAGGGUUCGAUUUGCUGAAGGAGUUGCUAUUAAUGAGUCUCCUUUAUAUUGUCAACCGCAUUUGAAUCAGAUGUACCUAUCAUGCCAUCAUGAAGGUUUUCCUGGAAAAUGGUCAAACCGAAAUAUGACAGUUCUAUUACAUGUUCUGAACUCCCUGGCCGAGAAACUUGACCUUCGUUGUCCAGAAUAUUAUAGCCUUUGUACGGAACAUAUUAAAUCAAUAAGACGGAACAAGUUAACAAUUCUAGAUCCCAAAGAUACUUUAUCCAAAAUCGCUGCUCGACCUGGUGCUCACAAUUUAAGAUGUUUAUUCAGGAUGACCUUUGUGCCAAAAGAUACCAAUGAGUUAUUUAAAAAGGAUCCCAAUAGUUUUGAAUAUUUAUAUGGACAAUGUUGCAGUGAUGUAAUGAUGUAAUUCAGGAAAGAUUUACACCCGAAUUGAAAUAUGAAAUAGCCUUAAGGUUAUGUGCAUUACAACUUUAUCAACACGCUUUAGUCAAUGGAUUGGUUAAUAACCGAGUGAAAAGAGAAUCUAAAAGCAGUCGAAAAGGAAUAUGGUUUAGAACCCUUUGUGCCAUAUUCUUUGGCGGAAACGAUGAAACGUAAACAACUUCGAAAGUAUCUCAUUCAUUCCCUUAAACAGAAUCGAUCCCUGAUUCCAACGGGUCAGAAACAUUUGACCGAAGGACAAACCAAAAUUCAUUAUCUGACCAUCAUCAGUGAAUUGCCCUGUUAUGGAGCUAAAUUAUUCUCAACUAUAAUCCGUGAUUCAACCGCUGAUUUAGCAUUACUCAUAUCACCAAAAUAUGGUAUUAGUCAUGUUACCCAUGGACGUCAAUCAUCACCGAUAACCUUAGCCAAAAUAGAGGAUGUGACUAGUAUUCAAGUAACCAAAGACGAUGAUCUUAGUUUUACCGUUGAAAUACAAUUAAAAGGUACUGGUAGUUCAAUCGAAACCUCACCGUUACAUUUUGCUCUGGACGAGAAAGACGCUGAGGAGUUUACCUUGGUUCUAAAAGGUUAUCAUCAAUUAUUAACAAAAACUGGAGAUGAAAAUGAUUCCAAAGAGAUUCCCGUCUACUGGGAUGUGGGACCUUCAUGGUGGACUGAUUCAGCUCCAAGUUAUCAUGGUAAACAUUUGGUUAGAGUUGCCCCCUGGUCAUAUUCACAAUCAAUUGAUCCAAAUGAAUUUCGAAUGAUUGACUUUUCUCAACCACCGACAACAGCCAUGUCAUUAAGCCUCGAUGAAUCUAAUUAUGACAAUGGUUACGAAUCUAAUAAGGAUGACUGUGAUUACCUAAGCUCACUAAUAAUACCACCUCCACCAACAAGUUCACCCUCCUUUAAUCAAGAACUAGAUGAGAUAAUUGCGAGAUUUUGGAAAGCUACAGAUGAUGUGAGAAAAGUUUGUAACGAAUCUGAUUAGUCAAUCUUUUUGUCCUAUUUCAUUUUUUUGUUAAUCUUGUGUUUCUUCACACUCAUUGAGUAAAUUUUAUAAACUUUCAUCAAUAAAUAACUUUU
Panonychus citri (citrus red mite) is the source of this 1729-nucleotide messenger RNA. RefSeq names its product FERM and PDZ domain-containing protein 4-like. Gene Ontology annotation, cellular component: cytoskeleton. The coding region runs from base 804 to 1634 and encodes 276 amino acids. The record is from RefSeq and is a predicted model, not a curated record. NCBI's taxonomy places the organism in Eukaryota, Metazoa, Arthropoda, Arachnida, Trombidiformes, Tetranychidae. The transcript is spliced from 3 exons.